CACUGCCUCUCCUGACAUCCUCAUUAGCAAGCUAAGGAAAUACAGACUAGAUGAAGCUGCCCCCUGACACUUGCUUAUGACAAUGAAUAAUAAAUCUCACCGACCCCUGUGUGUGUUAUAGGACUCCACGCUGAUGGGAUGGAGCAGGGGAACGGCACAGAAGUGGUGGAGUUUGUGCUGCUGGGACUAGCGCAGACCCAAGAAGUCCAAUUUUUCCUCUUUAUCUUGUUUCUUAUCUUCUACUCACUGGUUCUCCCAGCUAACAUCCUCAUCAUCCUCACUAUCCAAAGGGACCGCCGCCUGGGCUCCCCCAUGUAUUUCUUCCUGGCCAACCUGGCCUUCCUGGACAUCUGCUACUGCUCCAUCACCCCACCAAGGAUGCUUGUCGACUUCUUUUCCCAACACAAGGCUAUCUCCUACAGAGCCUGUAUGGCCCAGCUCUUUUUCCUCCACUUCUUAGGGGGGGCUGAGAUCUUCCUGCUGAUCUCCAUGGCCUUUGAUAGGUACGUGGCUAUCUGCAAGCCCCUGCACUAUACCACUGUGGUGAACAGGGGGGUCUGCUGGGCCCUGGUGGUGGCUGCCUGGACAGGGGGUUUCACUCACUCCAUCAUCCAGGUCAUCCUUAUCAUCCGUCUCCCCUUCUGCGGUCCCAAUCAGCUGGACAACUUCUUUUGUGAUGUCACCCAGGUGAUCGAGCUGGCUUGCACUGACACCUACCAGCUUGAAUUUGUCAUAUUCAUCAAUAACAGCCUGGUCAUUUUGGUAAGCUUCUUCCUUCUGCUGAUCUCCUAUGGGGCCCUGCUGGUCCGGCUGAGGGCAGGCUCCUCCCUUGGGAAGAGCAAAGCAGCCUCCACCUGUGUCACCCACAUCAUCAUUGUCUUUGUCAUGUUCAGCCCAGCCAUCUACGUCUACUGCCGGCCCUUCUGUAGCUUCCCCAUGGACAAGGUGGUGGCCGUCUUCCACACCGUGGUCUUCCCCCUCGUGAAUCCCAUGAUCUACACGCUAAGGAACAGGGAGAUCCUCAGUGCUAUGAAUAGGCUAAUGCACAAACACAAGCUCUGGAGAGGGAAAUAGAACAGAGAAUAAAACCCUGAAGGGACUGAAAAUAGUUUUGAUGGGGAGGCCAGAUGCCGAUAUGCUUGAUGGCACAGAAAGUCUGUAAUAAAGCUGUAGGAUUUAUGAUCCAGAGCAAGGCAUGCUUUCGCUAGAAAUUAGAGGCAGGCACAGAGCCAGGCCAUCAAAUAGUUCAGAUCGUACAUAUGCAAAUCGUACAUACGCUGGUGCACUAUAUGAGAGCUGCAGGAUGAUACAGAGAAAAGCCGUAGGUACAGUUUCUUAAUACACAGCCGAAUGACAUGAUUAUGAUGGGAGUACAGCAAUAAAAUAUUUGGUGUUCUGCAUGCUCACGUGCACUCGUUGGUAAAAUUGAAGAUAAUUCUGCAAAAAGGAAUGAGUGAUUGUCUAUGUCUUGUUUAGCCAAGAAAAGCUGAAGAGUUGGCAUUGCUCUGUGAGCCUCAUCUAGCUUGUCAGGUUCUGGAAUGGCCAUAGGGCAGUACCUUUCGAGCCAAGUAAUUACCAGCUGUGAAUCUUUCUUUGCAUUAGGGUGCUUGUACAUUUAGAAAUGACUGAUUGCACUUCAACAAAUGACAAAUGAGCCAGCAUGUAUCAAAGUGAAUAGAAUCCAGUACACCUACUAAUGAGACCACAGGGAUGAGUGACUCAUUAACGAGGUUUCUACGGAAAAAAGUGUAAUUGUAGCAUCUAUGGAAUAUUAAUAUCAUCAUCCUUUGAUAUCUAUUCAAUAAUGAUAUACUGUUUUUAAGUGUUUACUGGGUCAUUCUACCUCUUGACAAUCUUGUGGAAAAGUGUAGAGCACUGGCUCUUGGUCUUUUUUAGAUCUAACAAUCCCCUCCUUAGACUCACAGCAUCCGUUGGAAAAUCCCACCUCUUAGUUUUCACUUGCUCUUUGAGUAGGGAAAAGCAAUAAAG
This is a messenger RNA of Alligator mississippiensis (American alligator), 1989 nucleotides long. RefSeq names its product olfactory receptor 4N2. Gene Ontology annotation, biological process: G protein-coupled receptor signaling pathway. Gene Ontology annotation, cellular component: membrane. The coding region runs from base 139 to 1074 and encodes 311 amino acids. The record is from RefSeq and is a predicted model, not a curated record. Gene Ontology annotation, molecular function: olfactory receptor activity; G protein-coupled receptor activity. Lineage: Eukaryota; Metazoa; Chordata; Crocodylia; Alligatoridae. The transcript has a single exon.